Strongylus vulgaris is the source of this 152-nucleotide messenger RNA. The record is from the annotation of a GenBank genome assembly. NCBI's taxonomy places the organism in Eukaryota, Metazoa, Nematoda, Chromadorea, Rhabditida, Strongylidae.
AUGUCCAGUAGUAAAAUUUCAGUGAAAGCUGCCAUACUUCGAUUCGAGAAAGGUGUAGAGGAUUCGGCAAUUGUACGUGAGAAGGUCGAAAUCGAACGUAGUGCUGAUAUGCAGAAGAUGAAGUCGGCCUUCAGUCGAGUAAGUUUAUAAGA